This is a messenger RNA of Schistosoma turkestanicum, 1095 nucleotides long. NCBI's taxonomy places the organism in Eukaryota, Metazoa, Platyhelminthes, Trematoda, Strigeidida, Schistosomatidae. The record is from the annotation of a GenBank genome assembly.
AUGGCCGGUUUAAUAAGUCAAGCACUAUACAAUUGGAAGGAUACAAACCUUGCACUUUUUGGGUCUGAUGUAGAAAGAGCUGUAAAAAAGGAAUCUGCUGAGAAAGAGCCAGCAUGGGGACCGGUACGGUCGAUUACUUCCCCUACCCUAAUGGUCUGGCGAAUUAAGAAUUUCCAAUUAGAAGUUGUACGAGGUGAAGACAUUGGUAAAUUUUUCCGUGGUGAUUCCUAUAUUGUUUUGAAUAUCGAAAAAGUUGGCAAUGAACUAUUGUAUGAUGUUCACUUUUGGAUUGGACGAGAAAGCACUGCGGAUGAAUAUGGAACAGCAGCUUAUAAAACCGUUGAAUUGGAUACUUUUCUUGAUGAUAAAGCUGUUCAACAUCGAGAAGUCGACGGAUUCGAAUCUGAUUCGUUUAAAAGUUAUUUUAAUCGUUUUGAAACUCUUGCAGGUGGUUAUGCGAGCGGAUUUAAUCAUGUACAACCAAAUGAAUAUAAGCCUCGGCUUUUAGUAUUUCAUUCAAUUGAUCGUAAACACAUGGAAUUACUUGAAGUACCAUUUUCAAGACGUUCUUUGGAUUUUACGGAUGUUUUUAUUUUGGAUAUGGGUACUGUAGCAUACCAGUGGAAUGGACGUGAGUGCAGUAAAGAAGAAAAAUUCAAGGCAAGUCAAUUUUUACAACAACUGGAGUCUGAUCGAAAUGGCCGGUGUAAAACUGAAGUGAUAGAUGAUGAUGGUUCUGAGGAACAUAAAAAGUUCAUUAGUUUAUUGCCAGAUGUUGAAGUAGGCGAAAAAAUUAAACCAAAAAUAGGCAAAAAAGCAAUUUACAGAGUUUCAGAUGAAAGUGGUAAAAUGGAAAUUUCACUUGUAUGCGAAAAUGCCUUACCAAAAUCUUCACUCACAGAAAACGAUGUCUAUUUCAUUGAUAGUGGAAAUUCUCUAUUUGUUUACAUUGGUGUGAAAUGUAGUAGACGAGAAAAAUUAGAUGCAUUGUCGCAUGCACAUGAGUAUUUACAAAAAACCGAUCAUCCAUUCUCUCCAAUCACUGUUGUAUCAAAUAAUCGUCAUUCGAAAGAAUUGGAAAAAGUUCUCGAGUAG